CUCGGUUGUUGCGCAGCAUGUAAUGAGAUGCACACGAUCGACGUACCGUUCGUUGCUCGGGUUGUGAGAAUGACAACGACCCAGUUUGCACUUUCGCUAACGAUCCUUUGGUCUCGCAAUCUCGGCUGCUUCGUGGACGACGAAGCUGUGACGAAGGCCACAACGUCCACAAUGCAAGCAUGUGUCUUUGGCAAUGUUUGUGUGCAUUUGUCUCGCACACGUCGACUGCCCGGCUUCUAUCGCAACGCUGUCCAAACUCGUCGCCCGCGCUGCGCUGGCCGUUCCGAGGCGUGAGCUCCAUGGAUGAACUGGUCUGCGCAGUCGCAUUCGCAUGUUCGCACAAUGGUGCGAGCGGCAACCGGUAACGCAAGGAGGUGGGAAGACGUUCUCACAGAGCACUCACAGAGUGAGUACUGUGAGUACUAUGUUUUGUGUACAGUACUUGGCGCCGAGCGCGUCACCGUUGUUUGGAUCCAUCUGCUCGUCUCGAACGGGCCUUUCCAGGGUCUCCUUUACAUAUUAUUCGACAUUUCAUUCUAUUUAAAUGCCUUAUCCUCGUGGUGGGACUAUCGCAAGUGCGCAAUAAUAAUAUUCUGAUUUUCACGCGUUGCCGCGUUUUGACAGACGAGUGUUGCGAUCAACUCGGAGCAUUUCGGCUCGGCCAUGGCAGCGUGCAAUGACACGCUAGCGGCCUUCUGGGUCGACCGCCGCGCCUGCCUCCUCUCAGGGAAGCCGGCGACGAAUGCAUCGACGUACUGCGCCGAGCCUGCGUGCGUUCGGCAACUCACGUCGCUGCAGGUCGCGCUACAAAACCAGUGCAGCGGCGUCGCCGACGCAGACAUUCCCAAGGUACUCGGCGCCCGCCUAACGCCGUCGUUUUGCCUGCCUGCGUGCGUCGAUGUCUUCAACACGCUUCAGGCCUCCCAGGCGGCCUGCACACGAAGCGGCACAAAGACCGUCUCGCAGUGCAGUGCUUGCACCACGUACAAGCUCACAGUGCCCAAGCUUCUGCAGGGCUGUCAAUUCAACGCUUCGUCGGCAAAUUUGCUGACGGCGAUCGCCGGGGACAGCAGCGAGUGCGAAACCAGUGUCGCCAACGCGUCCGUUGACGGCACUGCCGCCAGCUCUGCGAUUUACUGGGUCCUCGGUGUGCUCGUCACGUGCAUUGUCAUCGGCAUGUGCGUCUAUCGUCACUUGAAGCGCACGAAUGUCGUCAAGAAGGACCUCAACUACUAUCGCAAACAAGGGUCCCAGCCAAAAAAGAAGUUGCCUUCAAACCUCCAAAACCUCUUCCUCGACAACGACGUGCGGCUCGACCCGAACAUGGUCGACUACAUUUUUGAGCAAGACCAGCUCUCGCAGAUCACACUCAAGUCCAAGGGUGGCUUUGGCCUUGUGUUCAGCGCGUACUUGCAGACGUCUGAUGGGCCUAUUCGUGUCGCGCUCAAGCAGCUUUUGCCCGAGAAGACGUCGGACAUUGACCAACUCGAGUGCUUUAUGAGUGAAAUCCGACUCGCAGCGCGGCUCGACCACGCCAACAUUGUGCGCUUCGUUGGCAUCGCGUGGUCGUCGCUCCAGGACCUCUCGAUGAUGACCGAGUUUAUGGCGCGCGGCGACUUGCAUCGCCUCCUUCGACACGAGCUCAAGCAACCCGCCGGCAUGCGAACCCUGGCGUGGACUUCGGAGAAUCGCUGCAAUAAGCUUAGCAUCGCCGCCAACGUCAUCGACGCACUCGUCUAUCUGCACUCGCUCUCGAUCAUCCAUCGAGACCUCAAGGCCAAGAACGUCUUGCUCACCGAGGACUUUACAGCUCAAGUAACCGACUUUGGCGUCUCGCGAGAAAGCGACGAGGACGGAGACGCGAUCAUGACGGCGCGCGUCGGCACGUCGGCGUGGAUCGCGCCCGAGAUCCUCCGCGGCGAACUCUACACGGUGCAGGCCGACCUUUACUCGUUCGGCGUCCUUCUCGCUGAGCUCGACACGCUGCAGACGCCCUACAGCAACCCAGACCUGCAACCCGAAAUCACGGGCCUCUCGUCGUCGCAGCUCGCGAGCAAAGUCGCCCAAGGCAAGAUCCAGCCGGCCUUCACGAACGACGUGCCGCACGCCCUGCACCAAAUCGCGCAGCGAUGUCUCCAGUACAAGUACACGAAGCGCCCAACGGCGUCACAGAUCUCGAUGGAGAUUCAUGCACUGCUACUCAAAGAUAAUGCGCGUCUCUCGGGUCGGUGUCCGGUGUAA
This is a messenger RNA of Saprolegnia diclina VS20, 2241 nucleotides long. RefSeq names its product TKL protein kinase. Gene Ontology annotation, molecular function: ATP binding; protein kinase activity. Bases 664 to 2241 code for a protein of 525 amino acids. Lineage: Eukaryota; Oomycota; Saprolegniomycetes; Saprolegniales; Saprolegniaceae. The record is from RefSeq and is a predicted model, not a curated record. Gene Ontology annotation, biological process: protein phosphorylation. The transcript is spliced from 7 exons.